This is a messenger RNA of Manis pentadactyla (Chinese pangolin), 3283 nucleotides long. It is a transcript of the gene C4H17orf113, whose product is annotated as chromosome 4 C17orf113 homolog. Lineage: Eukaryota; Metazoa; Chordata; Mammalia; Pholidota; Manidae. The transcript is spliced from 3 exons. The coding region runs from base 241 to 2268 and encodes 675 amino acids. The record is from RefSeq and is a predicted model, not a curated record.
GACCGCGGCCAGAGCGUCCACCGCGCAAGAUGGUGGCUCCCGUGGCUCCUCUCCCACCAGUGGAGCAGGAAUAAACUUCCCUGGCUAAGUUAGAUGGAUGGUCCCCAUUAGCCUGGCGGGCUUCCCCCCUCCUGCAUCCCCACUAACUCCCACUGUCCAGGGAGGUGCCUCAGUAGUGGGGGAGCUGGAGGGCCAGAUCGUUGGUGUGGGGUUUGGGGGCACCCUGCCCCUCAAACAGGAAUGGUGCCCCCGGGAAAGAAGCCAGCUGGAGAGGCCUCCAACUCCAACAAGAAAUGCAAGCGCUAUUUCAAUGAGCGCUGGAAGGAGGAGUUUCCCUGGCUGGACUUUGACUGCGAGCGGAAGCUGAUGUUUUGUCUCGAGUGCCGCCAGGCCCUGGUGCGGAACAAGCAUGGCAAAGCUGAGAACGCCUUCACCGUGGGCACCGACAACUUCCAGCGCCACGCCCUGCUGCGUCACGUGACCUCAGGGGCCCACCGCCAGGCUCUGGCAGUCAACCGGGGCCAGCCCAUUUUGGAGGGCCAAGCCGAGGGAGGAGGGGCCCACCCGGACCUGGCAACCUCCCCUACCUCCAGGGGCAUCAAAGUGGAGGUGGACCCGGCCAAAGUGGCUGUGCUGACCACGGUGUACUGCAUGGCCAAGGAGGACGUGCCCGAUGACCGCUGCUCAGCCCUGCUUGAGCUGCAGAGGUUCAACCUGUGCCAGGCGCUGCUGGGCACAGAGCAUGGUGAUUACUACAGCCCCAGGAGGGUGAGGGACAUGCAGGUGGCCAUUGCCAGUGUCUUGCACACAGAGGCCUGCCAGCGCCUGAAGGCAUCCCCAUAUGUGGGGCUGGUGUUGGAUGAGACCAGGGACUGGCCUGAGUCCCACAGUUUGGCCUUGUUUGUCACUUCGGUGUCCCCCUGUGAUGGCCAGCCUGCCACCACCUUCCUAGGCAGUGUGGAGCUUCAGGAGGGCGAGGUCACCGCUGGCCAACUCCUGGACAUCCUGCAGGCCUUCGGCGUGUCUGCAUGCAAGCUGGCCUGGCUCAGCUCAAGCCUCCCCAGUGACCGCCUGGGGAGUGUGGGCCUGCAGCUCCGGGCUACCUGUCCCCUGCUCACUGAGCUACACUGCCUCCCUGGCAGGACAGAUCCUGAGCCCCCAGCCUACCUAGGUGAAUAUGAAAGUGUCCUGGAUGCCCUAUUCCGCCUCCACAGUGGCCCCAGUUCCCACAUGGUCCCUGAGCUCCGGGCAGCCCUGGACUUUGCAGCUAUUGACUUGGCAGGACCACGGCCAGUACCCUGGGCCUCCCUGCUGCCUAUAGUGGAAGCAGUGGCUGAGGCUUGGCCUUGCCUGGUGCCCACACUGGAGUCCUCUGCCCCAGCCUCCCCUACAGCUAGGGCACUGGCCCUUGCCCUGCGCCAGUUCACCUUCGUGGCCUUCACCCACCUGCUGUUGGACAUUCUGCCCUCCGUGCAGAAGCUUGCCCUUGUCCUGCAGCCAGAAGAACCCGACUUGGCCCUGCUGCAGCCUCUGGUGAUGGCAGCCGCAGCCUCCCUCCAAGCGCAGCGCCGCUCAGGCGGGACGCGCCUCCGGGGCUUCCUGCAGGAACUGGAGUCCUCCAGCCUGAGCUUGGGCGGUGGGCGUUGCACCUACCGCGGCGUGGAGCUGGUUGGCUACUCAGAGACUGCGGUCAGGAGCUUGGAGCAGCUGCGGGGGACCCUCCUGGACUCCAUGCGGAGGGGACUGCAGGACUCCUACCCCGGGCCCUCGCUGGACGCCGUGGCCGCAUUCGCAGCGAUUUUCGACCCCCGCCGCUACCCGCAGGCACCAGAGGAACUGGGCGUGCACAGCGAGGGAGCGCUGCGCGUCCUGCUGCGCACCUUCGCUCCCGCCGUGGUGCGCCAGCGGGCGCUGGGCGACUUCGCGCUCUUCAAGCGCGUGGUGUGCAGCCUCGGGCGGCUGGGCCCACGGGCCCUGUGCACCAAGCUGGCCUGUGCGCGCUCCGAGCUGCACGAGCUCUUCCCCGACUUCGCCGCCCUCGCCGCCCUGGCCUUGGCGCUGCCCGCGGGCUCUAGGGUCCUGGACAAGGUCGGCCGCAGCCGGGAGCUGCGGUGGUCGAGGCAGAGCGGGGCUGGGGAAGGCCGGGGCGACCCGGCGGUGAAGAUCGCCGUGGAUGGGCCCCCACUGCACGAGUUUGACUUUGCGCUGGCAGUGGAGUUCUUAGAGAGUGGGUGGGGGGAGGCGCUCCUGGGGUCGCAGCUCACGUGAGGGUGGCCUCCUCUCCGCUCAGCUAGCCUGGGGCCCGGGGCACCCUCAGGGCCAAGCCAGACUUGCCCGGGGUUCACCCAGAUGGCCUACUAACGGGCCUCCCACCCACCUGCCCAUGCUUCCUCCCCUCGGCUGUGGAGGAGGCGCUGGGUCAAGGGAGGCCCUUGAGAGUGUGCAGAGAUGCUGGGGUCUAAAUGUCAUUCCUGACCUGAGGAGUAACUCAACCUUUUCCCUCUAGACUCAGCCCAGUUUAGGCCCUAGGAAAGGUGAGGAGUCUUGGAUGGAGGGAGGAGGACUGGGUCUUGGGAACUGUGGGCCGAGGGAAAGGAGAAUGGGGCCUUGACUGGUUGUAGCUCCGCUCUGAGCAGCACCUCUUCAGUAAGACUGGGGAAUAGAUGACUGUCCUUGUGUUUUUGACACACAGCACAGGACCCUCCCUGUCCAUAAGAUUACAGUUCAAGGAAGGUAGUGGUGUCCUCCCUCCCCUCCUCACCAAUAGGCUGCCUGAGGCUUUUCUGUAUUUUGGCUUUGUAUAUAGACAUAUACAUGUAUACAUGUAAAAUGAAUCUGUCCCAUCUGUCAUACUGUUACACACACACACACACACAAAAUCUAAAAGGACUUCUUUUGGUUUUGCAACAAGGUCCAAGAAAGUCCCAAAUGGACUGGAUUUAUUUCUAAUUCUUUUCUUCCUCAAAGUCUGGUUGCUCACCAAAUUCCUAGCCUUCCCAUGCCCUGGCCUCAGACCUUUAAGACCAAAGACUAAAAAGUCACAGUGCUGGACUGGCCAACUCUUGAGUAUCAGCCUCAGGCCUGACCCAGGGAUAUUGGAGGGCUUUUUACUGCUGGGGGAAGCACUUGCGGCCUCACCAGAGCUGGGAGCACAGCCCUUCAGAUUCCAGUGGGUUUCCCAUCUGUUCUGACAGCCUUGCUGUGAAUGAUGUGGGAACUGAAAGGGGUAGUUAGUGAGAGGGGAGGGGGCUGGCCUUUCUCCAGGCCUCCUGGGCUUGGGUUU